AAGCAGGCAGGCGGGGCGGCCAGAGUCCAGGGCGAUGGCGGCGGAGCAGGACCCUGAGGGGCGCGCGGCGGCGCGGCCGCUGCUCACCGACCUGUACCAGGCCACCAUGGCGCUGGGCUAUUGGCGCGCCGGCCGCGCGCAGGACCAGGCCGAGUUCGAGCUCUUCUUCCGCCAGUGCCCGUUCGGCGGAGCCUUCGCCUUGGCCGCGGGGCUGCGCGACUGCGUGCGUUUCCUGCGCGCCUUCCGCCUGCGGGACGCAGACGUGCAGUUCCUCGCUUCGGCGUUGCCCUCAGACACAGACCCCGCCUUCUUUGAGCACCUUCGUGCCCUCGACUGCUCUGGGGUGACGGUGCGGGCCCUGCCCGAGGGCUCCCUCGCCUUCCCCGGCGUGCCGCUACUGCAGGUGUCCGGGCCGCUGCUGGUGGUGCAGCUGCUGGAGACGCCGCUCCUCUGCCUGGUCAGCUACGCCAGCCUCAUCGCUACAAAUGCCGCGCGCCUUCGCCUGAUCGCAGGGCCCGACAAGCGGCUGCUGGAGAUGGGGCUUCGGCGUGCUCAGGGCCCCGACGGGGGUCUUACUGCCUCUACCUACAGCUACCUGGGCGGCUUCGAUGCCAGCAGCAACGUGCUCGCAGGACAGCUGCGGGGCGUGCCGGUGGCCGGGACCCUGGCACACUCCUUCGUCACUUCCUUUUCAGGCAGCGAGGUGCCCCCUGACCCGGUCAGUACCCCUGUACCUCUAGCUACAUUCCAGAGGGGAGACCCCCAGGGCCAUCCCUUCCCCGGAAGGAGGAGGCACCAGUCCCUGCUCAGCUCUCAGAUGUUGGCUCCGGCGGCUGGUCAGGGCUCCCAGGUGGAUCUGGCUGCCAGCGUGGAGACGUGGCUGGAGCGUGUGUGUGGCCACCUGGGGCUGGGUGUGCAAGAGCCGCACCGGGGGGAGCGGGCAGCCUUUGUGGCCUACGCCCUGGCUUUUCCCCGGGCCUUCCAGGGCCUGCUGGACACCUACAGUGUGCGGAGGAGCGGGCUCCCCAACUUCCUGGCUGUAGCCCUGGCCCUGCAGGAGCUGGGCUACCAGGCAGUGGGUGUGAGGCUGGACAGUGGCGACCUGCUUCAGCAGGCUCGGGAGAUCCGCGGGGUCUUCCGGACAGCUGCGGCCCAGUUUGGGGUGCCCUGGCUGCAGUCGGUCCCCAUUGCUGUCAGCAACAACAUUGAUGAGGAGGAGCUGGCCCGGCUGGCCCAGAAGGGCAGUGAGGUGAAUGUCAUUGGCAUCGGCACUAGCGUGGUCACCUGCCCUCGCCAGCCUUCCCUGGGCUGUGUCUACAAGCUGGUGUCUGUGGGAGGCCAGCCGCGGAUGAAGCUGACUGAGGACCCCAAGAAGCAGACAUUGCCUGGGAGCAAGGCUGCCUUCCGGCUCCUGGGCUCUGAUGGGUCUCUGCUGUUAGACGUGCUGCAGUUGGCAGAGGAGCCACCUCCGCAGGCUGGCCAGGAGCUGCGAGUCUGGCCUCAAGGGGCCCGGGAGUCCCGUACUGUGAGGCCAGCCCACGUGGAGCCACUGCUGCGACUCUGGGUCAAGCAGGGACAGCUGUGUGAGCCACUGCCGUCUCUGGCUGAAUCCAGAGCCUUCGCCCAGCAGUCCCUGCACCGUCUGAGCCCUGCCCACAGGCGGCUGGAGCAGCCGGCACUGUACGAGGUCGCACUGUCUGAGAAGCUCCAGGCCCUGGUGGACAGACUGAGUGCCAGAGGAGCCCUCUGAUAACCUCGUGCUGGGACCUGCCUGAAGUUAACAUGAGUCAUUCACUGUCCCCACAA
Messenger RNA from Dama dama (fallow deer), 1806 nucleotides. RefSeq names its product nicotinate phosphoribosyltransferase (gene NAPRT). Gene Ontology annotation, molecular function: nicotinate phosphoribosyltransferase activity. NCBI's taxonomy places the organism in Eukaryota, Metazoa, Chordata, Mammalia, Artiodactyla, Cervidae. The transcript has 13 exons. Gene Ontology annotation, biological process: NAD+ biosynthetic process. The record is from RefSeq and is a predicted model, not a curated record. The coding region runs from base 35 to 1750 and encodes 571 amino acids.